CAUUAGCUAAUGAUGGUAUUGAACAUUUUACACCUCAAACAGAAGCAAGUAUUGAAAUUGUUGAAGAUGAAAUUUCACAAACUUAUGAGGAAUUAUACAUCCGUUUAAUAAAUGCAACAGAAAAUGUGCUCGAAAUUCUUAAGGAUCAGCAAAAUAAAAAGAACUUUAGGUGGAUAAAAAAUGUUAAAAAAAAUUUUAAACCGAUGGAACAAAUGGUAUCUGAAAUUCAUUCCUAUAAACGAAGAAAAGUAAUGCCUCGAACACUUAAAGACCAUACAAAUAAUACUUUAUUUUUUGACUAA
Messenger RNA from Cetraspora pellucida, 302 nucleotides. The record is from the annotation of a GenBank genome assembly. NCBI's taxonomy places the organism in Eukaryota, Fungi, Glomeromycota, Glomeromycetes, Diversisporales, Gigasporaceae.